Messenger RNA from Gaeumannomyces tritici R3-111a-1, 1399 nucleotides. RefSeq names its product glycosyl hydrolase family 10. NCBI's taxonomy places the organism in Eukaryota, Fungi, Ascomycota, Sordariomycetes, Magnaporthales, Magnaporthaceae. The transcript has 2 exons. Bases 181 to 1278 code for a protein of 365 amino acids. Gene Ontology annotation, biological process: carbohydrate metabolic process. The record is from RefSeq and is a predicted model, not a curated record. Gene Ontology annotation, molecular function: hydrolase activity, hydrolyzing O-glycosyl compounds.
AAAUGGAGAAGAUGCGGUGGGGGUGGGCUGGCCUUGUGCUCCCUGUCCCUCCUCCUCCUCUCUUCCCCGCGUUUCCACCGUCUUAUAAGACCUCAGUUCAAGCCCGCUGCUACGAGACGACGUGACCCCAUUCGCCAUCCCCCUCCCCCUCCCCCUCCUCCCCAGCGCUAUCUGCCUACCAUGCACCUCUCCAACGCGGCCCUCCCGCUCAUCGCGGCGUCCUCGCUGGCGUCGGCGCAGCUGCACCAGUACGCGCGCCGGGCGGGGCUCCAGUACUUUGGGUCGGCCACGGACACGCCCGGGCAGCGCGAGCGCGCGGGGCUCGAGGCGGCGUACCCCAAGUACGACGCCAUCCUCAACGACGUGCGCGAGUUCGGGCAGACGACGGCGACCAACGGGCAAAAGUGGCUCUUCAGCGAGCCCGAGGAGGGCGUGUUCAACUACACCGAGGGCGAGGUGGUGUCGUCCAUCGCGGCGCGCAACGGGCAGAUGCUGCGCUGCCAUGCGCUCGUGUGGCACCAGCAGCUGGCGCCCUGGGUCGGGACCAAGCAGUGGACGCCCGAGACGAUGCGCGAGGCCAUCGUGCGCCACAUCCACAACGUGGCGGGCCACUGGAAGGGCCGGUGCCUGCACUGGGACGUGGUUAACGAGGCGCUCGAGGACGACGGCACCUGGCGCAAGAGCGUCUUCUACAACGUGCUGGGCGAGGAGUACAUCAAGCUCGCCUUCCGCGAGGCCGCAAAGGCCGACCCGCACGCCAAGCUCUUCUACAACGACUACAACCUCGAGUCGCCCGGCCUCAAGGUGGCCGCCGCGGGCAGGCUCGUCAAGAUGCUGCAGGACGAGGGCAUCCGCAUCGACGGCGUCGGCGCCCAGGCCCACCUGGUCGCCCACCGCGCCCCGAGCCUGGACCAGCAGAUCGCGGCGUACCAGUCGUUUGCCGACCUGGGCGUCGAGGUGGCCCUGACGGAGCUGGACGUGCGCCUGCAGCUGCCCGCCGACGCCACCAACCUGGCGCUGCAGAAGCAGGUUUACGCCAACUCUGUCGGUGCCUGCGCGCAGGUCAAGGGCUGCGUCGGCGUCACGCUCUGGGACUUUUACGACCCCUUCAGCUGGGUGCCCUACGUCUUUGACGGCGAGGGCGCCGCCACGCUCUGGUUCGACGACUUUAGCAAGCACCCGGCCUAUGACGGCAUCAUCGAUGCGCUCAAGAACAACUCCAAGUGCGCGAGCAAGAGGCGCCGGUCGAGGAUCGAGGGCUCCAAGCCUCUUUACUAGACGAGGCGAUGGCGCCCCAUCAGGCCCUUGCUUGGCCCGGCCAACAUACAUGAUUCACGAUUAUGUUCAAGGGAAGGAAGGCAAAAGUAACUAGAUAUAAUGCCAAAUUUUGUUAUUAAAC